AUGAACUUUUUCUUCAUAAUUUCUCCAUUUUUAUUGAUUCCUUAUUCAAUUUUGCAAAAUUAUGAAUCUGAAACUGAGAUAAGCAAUAAUUUCAUAGAAAGCAACAAAAGUUUCAAAGAUAAACUUAUAAGAGAUUCGAUUAUUCAAAUUUUGACAAAGUUCUCAUGUAUCACAACGUUUUUUGUUUAUCUGACAGUUUCGAACUAUCUUCAUGGAAAUAUCAAUUCGAUUCGUGAGUUAACUGAACCUUACUAAUUUUGAAAAUAAUAUUUCAGCGUAUAACUUCGUGUUCAAUGUUUUACUGAUUUGUGCAACGAUUCCUUGGACGAUUUUAUUUUUGAGAAAAAAUCAUGCCUAUUCAAAGUACAUGAAAAAUUUGUUCAUCUUCAGAAAGACUACCAACUCAAUUAGUUCCGUUAGACUUUUGUAUAUUUGAAAAUAAAUGUUUUUUUUUCAAAAUUUGGAACCUACACUAUUCCCAAACUGAAAGAGUUGAGCUAACUUACAGACUUGUUAGAGCAGAUUUUUUCCCAUUCUCAGGAUAAUGAUAAACCAAUACCUAUUUUUCAUUUUUUGCCACGUCAUAACUUUUGGUGAUCAAUGAGCAAUUAUCACAGGCGUGGCUCUUACAACUACAACACAUUGUUUAACGCCUUUUGUUGAGUGUGUUUUGAUAAACACGCCCAAUUUAGAAACAAGAUAACAAGAAUGUUUGAAGGUCCAAUUCCAUUAAAAAAUCGGCAUAUUUAUCAAUGAUAAAAAGAAAUAGAUACUUUCCAUUUAUUCUAUUAAUAGUUCUCAUUCUAUUUAUAAUUAAUAUUUAUUUUGAAACGAAUGUUACUUCUUCGAAGGAAGUGAAAAGUUCAAAAAAUAUUUUGCAAAAAAUUGCGAUUGUAAUUGUUGUUGAGAAAAAAACAAAACGAGAAGCUUAUCAAAUAGCAACCGACACUGUUGAAUGUUAUGCAAAAAUUCAAAAUUAUGAAUUUAUAUUUCUGAAUGAAUCUAAUCAUAAAGAUGACUGUAAUCAGACACAUGUAAGUUCAUUCAUUUUUUUUUAGAGAUCUCUCCUAACUAAUUUCAGCAUUUUUUUCGUCGUCAUUGCGUUGUGGCGAAAAUUCUACCGAAUUACGAUGCAAUUUUAUUUAUAGACGCUGAUGUUGGAGUUGUGAAUCCAAAUCGGAGAAUUGAAGAAUAUAUGGAUGAUUCGAAAGAUAUUAUAUUUUAUGAUAGGUUUUAUAAUUGGGAAGUUGCUCUCGGUUCAUAUAUUGUUAGAAAUACAAACUAUGCUGUGGAUUCUCUUAUGUCAUUUGCAAAUUAUAAUUUCAAACUUCCCAAAAGUUUUCAUGGAACUGACAAUGGAAUUCUUCAUCUUUUCUUAGCUCAACUAUUAUUUCCUCAAUCAAAAAUAGAAAUUGAAAAUUGUCAAAAAAUCUACAAUAAAUCGCGAAAUUAUAAAGACCUUUUCACAUUUGAAGCAUGCAUCCGAACAAUUUUGGGAACUUCAACCGAUUUUGGAAAAGUUCGAAUAAUGCAUAAAGGAACUGCUUGGAUUCGCGAUAAUUGGUUGAGUAAUUCAAAAUGGAGUCGAGAAAAUGAUUUUAUGCUUCAUGGAUGGAAAACAAAACAACUUCGAAAAACUCCAGACAAAAUUGGAACAGUUGAAGGAAGUCGGGGAAAAUGGUUCAAUCCGUUGAUCGGAAAUAUUGAUUUAACAAAAUGUCGACCGAAUAAUUCAACAUGGAAUUAUGAUUUAAAAUUGAUUGGAAAUGUUUCGGAAAUUUUAGAAAAUCAUCGAAAAAUUGAAACUAAAAUCAGCAUGAACUUUGUUAAAUCUCUUUCGCGAAUGAUAGAAGUUAUUGAAGGAGUGAAGAAAAACACAACUGGAUGA
Caenorhabditis angaria is the source of this 1888-nucleotide messenger RNA. The record is from the annotation of a GenBank genome assembly. NCBI's taxonomy places the organism in Eukaryota, Metazoa, Nematoda, Chromadorea, Rhabditida, Rhabditidae.